Messenger RNA from Effrenium voratum, 5844 nucleotides. The record is from the annotation of a GenBank genome assembly. Lineage: Eukaryota; Dinophyceae; Suessiales; Symbiodiniaceae.
AUGCGGUGUACCUUCCACAUGAAGGCGAUGGCCCUCGACUUCGUGGGUUUCCUGGGCCUGGUGUCAGAGAUGGCACAUCUCGGGGAGACGAUCGCAGAUGUGCCGAGCGUGGCGAUGUGGCUCAUGCUGCUGCACUGCGCGAAGAUGUGGCGCUUCGUGUUUCCCACCGUGGUGGUUCUGGACAGCCGGGCAGACUCCUACGCGCGGGGCGUGAUGAGCUCCUUCCUGUGGCUGGUGUUCUUGUCCCACGCGGCUGCGGUGGGGCUGUUGGUCCUAGCCGUGCAGGAACGAGCAGCCGGCAGCCCAAGUUGGAUCGACGACAUGGUCAACAGAGGCGAAAGCUGCACUGUGAUUUACGUCGAGUCAUUCUACUUCACUGCCCUCAGUAUCACCUCGGUGGGGUACGGCGACGUGCUGCUGUCUCCAGCGGAAAGAGCGAUCAACUCCAUUCUCCUCAUCUUGGGGCAGCUCUUCGUGGCGAAGGUUUGUGCGGACGUCACGUGGCUGACGUCCUUGCACAACCUCGAGGAGACGAAGAAUCAGUCGCAGAAGGCGCAGACCUCUGUGGCACUGAAGCACCUGCAGGUGCCCAAAGACCUCACUGAGCGAGUCUUGGCCUACCAGAGCUUUGUGCAGCACGUGCACCGAGAGGAGGACUUGGAUCAGCCGGCCUUCCACGGCCUCUCCGCGCCGUUGAUGCAGGAGCUCCGGCUGGCGGCUUAUCGCAAGCUGAUCCUCAAGGCGCCGUUCCUCCGGGAGCAGAAGAAGCACGUGAUCUCGAUGAUGGUGAGCUCUUUGUCGGACCUCAUCUACCUGCCCGCAGACUUCAUUGUUUGCAGCGGAGAUACAGGCCGGGAGCUCUUCUUCAUGCGCCGAGGCAUCGCAGGCGUCUACCCCAGCGGCCCUGAGUGCCCGCCGGUGUGGGGCGAGUCCAGUGAAGUGGCGGAGUACACUGCCGGGAAGUACUUCGGAGAGCUGGGGAUGCUCACUGCUCGGCCCCGGGCCGCCUGGAUUAUGGCCAAGACCUACUGCGUGCUUUCGGUGUUGCCCUACCAGACGGUGGAGCUGCUGCGUGAUCAGCAUCCAGAGGCCUUUACCACUUUGGUGCAGUCCAUGGUGCGGGUCUUCAAACUGGAGCCUUCCACCACCUGGUCCAAUGUGGCCGUGCGCUUACUGCGGAAAGUGCCUUUGGCCACCACGGACGAAGCCUUCGACUGGUUCUGUGAGCAGGGCGAUGGCGACCCGAUUGGGUCGGAGGAGCCCCUCUUGAAGGCCAAGUCCUUCGAGUGGGUCCUGAAGUUCCUCGGGGUCAAUGACGCGGACCGGAUGAUCCUCUGGGCCGAGAUGGACGCGGACAACACGGGGCACGUCAGCAGACAGGAGUUCGAGGAGAAGAUGGACAUCGAGUUCGCGGCAGAGAAAGUUGCAAAGUCGGUCUCGUCACAGCAGGCUGCGGCCUCCCUCCUGCGGUCCAACAGCGUGCACUUCAGGGAGAGUGGCAUGAGUACAACUUCGCCACGCCACAGUGAACCGAGAUUUACCAGAUCGGUGUCCCGCGACGGGGAGUCGCAGGAGCGCAUGGAAGGGCCCUUAAAGGAGGAGAUGAUGGAGCUUCUGCGGGACACCGUGCGCACCAUCGCCGAGGAGCACUACGCCGGGCCGAUGAGACGCAUGUCGAACACGCAGCCCCCGGAAUUCAGGUCCUCGGCCGAUGCCAGUCCGGGCGCCCAGUCCUCCGACGUCGGAGUCUCCGAGCGGAGCAGAUUUGCGGCCGAAGAGCACCACAGCAUGAAGGCUGUGGAGAUCGAGGAGCUUCGGAAGUUCGGAGCUUGUGGUUGCAGGUCCUUGCGCGUGGCUCGACUCCUUGACCCGGGCAGCUUGCAGGAGCCGGAGAAGCCAAAGGCGAGGACGGCCUCGAAGGAUCCUGACCCGGAGCGGCCACGAGGCGCCCCAUCGCCGCCUUUGUCGCCUUCCAACGACACCGUUUGGCAGAGCAAGUGCAUGCUGCUGGAAGAUGAAAAGGUGGACUUGCAGAACCAGGUCUCGGACCUGAACCAGCAGGUGCAGAUCCUGGUAGAGAAGCUGCAGGAAGUGGGAGGCGAUCAAGCAGUGAGAGAAGUGGAGGAGAAGAUCAAGCUGACGCCAGUGAGACGGCGAAAGAAGAAGAAGCUUCAGGCUUACCAGCGUCUCUAUGAAGACGCCCAGCGCCGCAUCAUCAACAUGCGCGUGAAGGCGAAGGUCUUGGAGAAAGACCAGGAGGAGCAGAUCGGGACAUGGCGAAAGAGCGUGAAGACUGAGAAGUCGAUGAAGAUCGUCGAGGACCUCAGCAAGAUGCACACUGCCGCGCGAGAGUCGCAGAGUCGACUCACCCGGGCCAUGCAAGAUUUCAGCUAUGAUGAGCAGGAGGACCCACAAGAGGGAGACCUUCACGACGUUUGGGAUGACGACGAGGACCAGGCGGAGGACGAGGAGAACGAGGAGGAGGAGGUGGUGCCGCGCAAAGGCCCGCUCUUCCUGCACUUUGCCCCGAACAUGGAGGAUAGCAUUGAGUUCGACGGCUGCAGCGAGGAGCUGGAAAUCUUGAGAGAAGAGUUGAUGGAGAAGCACAAGGAGAUUCGCGCCCUGCAGCAAGAGUUAGCUCUGCUGCGGCGAUCACUCCAGGGACUUCCGGACGUGCGCCAGCUGCUGAGCGCCAUGGACUCCGGCGCGGUGCCGGAGAUCCCCGGGUUGGUUGACGACAGGGUGGACUUGAACCUGGGCAUCACUGGCAUGCGGGCGCCCACCGGGCCGUCAGGAGCGCGCUUUUCGCGCUCCCUGUCGAAGGACGAGGGCGCGCUGUCUCGGAGGUCCAGAUCCGGAUCUGGCAGCCCAACGCAGCGGGACGGCGUCUAUGUGCCGCCGCACGAGCGGCCCAUGCCCAAGGGCCAGCGCUAUGAUCCCUCGCAGGAUCAGAACUACUUGCAGCAACUGCAGCAGAUCCAGCAGUCCAAAGAGACUGCGACAGCGCGGUUGGGGGUGCAGAAGUUCAAGCGAGCGGUGGACAUGCUCCGCAAGGCUCAGCCAGAUGUGAGGGCGUCCCUGCGGGACGCGGACAGGCGACCGGAGAGGUCCAACAGCCGCGCUUCAGUGAUUCCGCCAGGCCAAGAGAGGUCCAACAGCCGAGCUUCAGUGCUGUCGCGGCCCGACACCUUCAGCCGACCGGUGCCAGCGCCAGCCUUGGCGCGGCUGCGGCAGACGGUGAAGACCGUCCAGCAGACCCUCAGGGGCACCGUGACCGAGCCGAAUCGCCGCACAAGCUCCAGCACGUUUCGGCAGCGCCUAGCGCCUGUGGACGCUGUAGCGCCAGAGAAGUUCUCCAGCACCUGGCCCUUGUCAGACAAGCUCAAGCCAGACGGGUACGUCAGCCCUUCAUCGCCCAAGUCGCCCAAGUCGCCAGUGCUUGACAACCUGACCGCGUCCAUUGACGUGCAGUCCUACACGCCCGCGAAAGCAAGCGUCGGGCUUCCAGACUCGCGGGCUACCACCGCUGAUAGUGGUGGGGUGGAGUGGAAAGCGCCGUUCGACUCCCGGGCCAACUCCAAGAGUAGUGGGGCAAUGCUCCAAACAACGCUGGAGCCUGUUCCACAGUUCGACUCCCGGGCCAACUCCAAGAGUAGUGGCGCAAUGCUCCCAACGCUGGAGCCUGUUCCACAGCAGCCCGAGCCCAGAACGGCGCAGGCGUCCAACCAGGAGACUGAGGUUCCAAGGCAGCGGCUGUCCAACUCGCGCUCGGCCUCCAAAGAGCCUGAGCUGCUUCUGACCUUGGGCUACAAGCCCGAAGCUCGGAGCUCGUCAAAGCGCUCCCUGGCGAGUGGCGCAUCCUCGCCGCUCGGCGGGUCGUUGACCACCACGCCCCCGGCAUCUCCCAAGGGAAAUCUGCCAAGCACUUUUCCUGCGGGAGAGUCUUUGGUGGUCACAGCCUUCCCUGCAGGCAACGCCUUGCCAGACGGGCCCAGCCUGAGGAGCAAGCCGGUGCCAGCACAGGCCGGCGCUGCCCAGGCCAAGCAGCCGAGGCCUUUUCCCGCUUUGCAUGGCAGCUCCGCGUUCAGGAACUCCUCCCAGGACUCGUGGCAAUCCAUGACUUUAGCCGAACACCGAGGCAUUUUGAACAGGCAGCAUUUGCAUACCUUUAUCUUCGACACCUCCAGCUUCCUCGUCCCCCAGCACCACGGCUUGGACGGGGUGGUUGGAAGAAAUCCGCUGGUGAUCAGGGUGUCCCUGCCUGCGGGCGAGCGGAAGGCAGGCGAGUGGAGAGAUCGGGACGCUCCGGUGCACAAGCUCGCCCUGGGCCCGGGCUUCGGGCUGCUGCGGUGGUGCGCCGUGGUCCUGGACGAGCGCACUGUGGAGCUAGAGGUGAUCGCGCAGAUUCACUUGGAGGGUGCGGUGCAGCAAGUGCUGCUGGCGCGCGCGGCCUGCGGUGGCACCUUUAUUGGCAGCCUCACUCCCAGCACAGAUCGCCGCCUAGCAGCCAAAGCCUUGGGAGAUUCCAGGUUGGUGGAGGUCAUUUUCUCAUUUAGCAAUGCUUCCAGCUGGUUUGCCCAGAAGGAGGCCCUGGCCUUGGAGAUCAACGUGGCGCUGCUGCGCUGCUUCGUCUCGGGGCUCUGCACCUUGCGGAAGUUGCCCCAUGAGCUUUGGACCUCCAGUGAGGAUGCCGUCAUCACGGUCUCCCCGGAGCUGAGAAAGGAGUACGAGCGGAAGAUCCAAGACUUGGGGAACCUAAUCCGCGAGAGAAGCCCGGCAGAGUGCAAAGGGAUCUCCACGCACACCUUGCUUGUGCUGCAGCGCGUGUUGUGGAUUGCCGUGACGGCUGCGACCACCAACAUCCGCCUCUUCUGGCUGGCCGGCUCCCUGCAGUUCUUUGCGGCGCCCUACUCGCUCGCAGUGUCCUUCAUGAUGUUCAUCAUGUUGUUCUGCAGUAUGUGCGCCAGCCACCUGGUUUCUGUGUUGGUUCUUUACUUCCUGCCGCUGUCGUGGCUGCCGAAUCUCGAGCUGGAAAUCACCAAUACCUCCAUCGCCUUCUUCAUGGCGUUGGACUUCUUAGUGACUGGCUACUAUGCGCUGGUGGCGUGCAGCGACGGAGCUCCCAAGAAGAGUUCUGUUGGCCAAAGCCUGCGACACAUGAUCUAUGGCACCUUCAACGGCCGCGGCUAUGUGCUGCUGCUCCUGCUGAUCUCCAGAGGCUGUAAGAUCAGCCUCACUUGGAUUGCCGCGGACGCCUUGCUGGGAGUCUCUCCGUGGGUGAACAACAUCAUCCAGGACAGCGUACUCUCCUGGGAGACCAUGGCCUAUCAUGUUCACCGCAUGGCUCACCUGCCGGUGGUCUACGAGCACGCGCAUCGCAUCCACCACUUUCUGCCCGACGGCACCGCCUGGGACUCCCACAUCUUCUCGGGCGCGGGGUUUCCGGAAGACUUCUUCUACUUGCUGCAGGAUGUCUUGCUGGUGCGCUACGCUGGGCUGCCUGCGCCCUGGAUGACCUACCGGCUCCUCAAAUUCCAGAGGGCCAACAAGGACGGGCACCAGCGCCGGGACGCCUCGUGCGAGCACGAGCAAUACCAUCAAGAUCAUCACCUCUACCACCGGGCAAACUUUGGCUUGAACAAGCCCAUGUUGGACCUGGUCUUCGACACUUUCAAGCCCACUAAGAAGGAGUGGCUCGACUUCGGAGACGCCAGCUACAAGAAGGAGCAGGGCGCAGAUGGCAGCAUCAUCCUCCACAUGAAGGUCCAGAAGCGGCCCUUUCCCCUGGCAUCGCGUCAGAACUAUGCGGGCUGGCAGAUGGCUUUGAUGAGGCUCAUGGUGUAG